UAUUAAUACACUCAUGUGAAGGAAAAUGUUGCUGCUAUCAUUGAUCAGUAUGCUAAUACACCCCAAUCACCAGAAAUUGCUCUUGAUCUUAAUGAUAUGACCCAAGAAGGUGAAAAGGUGCAAAUUGAUUUGGAAAUGGCCAAGGACCCCAGAGAAACAUUAUCUGAUAGUUUUUCCAAUUGCUUUGCCCACUCCUUGAACAAAAUUUGGAUCAUGUGGGAUCCCAGAAUUACUAGAAGGAUCCUAUGGAACAAACUGACUCUUUUUAGGGACAGUAUUGGAGCAAAGUCGUGGAUGAAUACAAGGGUAAAAGUAUUCCUAACAAAGUUGAUAUGGAUGAAUUCAAUGAGUUUAGUUUUUCAAAAAGUCUGUCUGAGCUUAAUUUCCAGGGCACCCCCUAUACCUGGAUGGGGAAUUGAAUAGGAUGAAAGGUCUCGUUUUUUAAAAACUUGAUAGAGUGAUGGCUUCAAAUGAGUUUUUACAACUGAACUGGAACCUUACGCUUAAAAAAUUGAAUAAAUGUGUUUC
Molecule: messenger RNA, 528 nt
Organism: Cuscuta epithymum
Lineage: Eukaryota; Viridiplantae; Streptophyta; Magnoliopsida; Solanales; Convolvulaceae
Source: the annotation of a GenBank genome assembly